AUGAACACCACUGCUUCUAAAUAUCCUUUGCCUCGUAAUCCCGUGAGUGCUCUCCGUGAUGUGAAUUGGAAAAUUUCCAUGACUGAUGAAUAUAAUGCUCUUAUUAAAAAUAAGACGUGGGAGUUGGUGCCCCGUCCGCCUGAUGUCAAUGUUAUUCGUUCUAUGUGGAUUUUUACUCAUAAAGAACAUUCUGACGGUACUUUUGAGCGGCAUAAGGCUCGUCUUUUAGUCCGGUUGGCAUUGAUUGUGGGGAGACUUUUAGUCCGGUUGUCAAACCGGCUACUAUCCGGGUUGUUCUUAGGCUGGCGUUAUCCAAGUCUUGGAGCAUUCAUCAACUUGAUGUGA
Messenger RNA from Beta vulgaris subsp. vulgaris (sugar beet), 345 nucleotides. RefSeq lists its product as uncharacterized. The record is from RefSeq and is a predicted model, not a curated record. NCBI's taxonomy places the organism in Eukaryota, Viridiplantae, Streptophyta, Magnoliopsida, Caryophyllales, Amaranthaceae. Bases 1 to 345 code for a protein of 114 amino acids. The transcript has a single exon.